Aureobasidium musti is the source of this 1532-nucleotide messenger RNA. The record is from the annotation of a GenBank genome assembly. NCBI's taxonomy places the organism in Eukaryota, Fungi, Ascomycota, Dothideomycetes, Dothideales, Saccotheciaceae.
GCAUGUCAGGAUCACGCAGCCGCACAGGCUGCAUGGCAUGUCGACGUCGAAAAAAGAGAUGUGACGAGCUUAAGCCAAUCUGCCAACGCUGUCAGGUAUCUGGCGUGUCUUGUGUUUAUCCCAAUGCCAGCGGAGCUUUCAACGAACGAUACCUUAUCUCGUCAGCUCUUGAGCAUUACACCGUGCCGAGCAUCCCGUCUGAGCGACACUUUAUCAAUCUCGGCCCAAAAGAUAUUGCUCAUCUGUGUCUGAAUUAUGGUCCAUCAAUUGACUACAGUUUGAACGUCGACACUCUGACUGACCGAGAGAUCCCGAGGGCUUUGCCAACGACAGAUGCUCUGAUAGAUGUGUCAGAGGGACAACUACUUCAAUACUAUGCGGAAGUGAUCAGCGCAAGCAGAGUAUAUGUCACUGGAGACGAGAACCCAUUCUGUUCUUUGACCAUGCCAAUUGUAUAUACCCGCCGCGGCUCCUUAUUCUAUACGAUCCUUGCAUUGAGUGCAGCCGAGAUGGCGUGUCCAGAAAACAGCUUUCCUAAUGGGCUCAUGACCAAAGCUUCAGCAUACUACGACAACGCGAUCAACAAAUUACAGCUGUCGCUAGCUAAUCCAAACGACGCAGAAGAAAACAUUCUGACCUGUGUACUCUUGUCGUCUUUCGAGAUCUCCAACGGACAGCGCCCUGCCUGGCUGCAGCAUCUCAAUGGCGCUGUGGCCAUACACAAUCACUUUGCGCCUUUCAUCAGUCAAGAAUGUGCGCUUNUUGCUUACCAAUACUUUGGCUUCAGAUGGAUACUUUUGGAGACGACCAUGCCUCCAGGAACUUACCCCUUGGAAGAAGUGACAAGUGCAACGUCCAUGACUGCACAACUCUUGCAGAACCUAAGCGCAAUGCUCCAACAGACUAUCGAUACAGUACCCACCGUUGCGAUGCAGAAAAUUGACAACAAGCUCGGUUGUUCGUUAGAGUAUCUGCAACUUGUCAACAGGAUAUCGACGCUGUCAGCUCUCAAAUAUCACUGUCAAGCAGACGAAACUGUCGCAGAAGAGACAUCCGACCUAUACUCUGUGACGGCAUUGGCAUUCGACGACGCUCUGCGUGAUAUGGCCUUUGUCGCUCAACUUGAAGAUCACUAUCUUGAGCAUAGUAGCCGAUGCUUCAGGCUUGCAGGUAGAGUUUACCUUCGUUUGAUCUGCCUCGAUGCCAGCCCCACUCAGUUGGCUUUGACUGACAUGCAAUGUGAUUUGCUCCAAGCAUUGCGCAUGGUUAUCAACGAGAACCAGAAACGACGAGCCUUUCCCAUGUGGCCGUUGUUCAUCGCUGGUUGCGCGUCUUCUGAUGAUGAGCAUCGAAAAUCUGUCCUCGAUAUGUUCCGCACACUGGACAGGAAGUGGCCUAUCAGCAAUAUCUCAUAUGUCCGGAAUGUUACGAGACAAAUUUGGCAGAGUCGAGACCUGAAUGGAGUUGAUAACAGCCAGAGGCAUGACUGGCAGACGCUCAUCACAACAUUUGGCUGGAAGCUUGCUUUGUCU